This is a messenger RNA of Klebsormidium nitens, 4137 nucleotides long. Lineage: Eukaryota; Viridiplantae; Streptophyta; Klebsormidiophyceae; Klebsormidiales; Klebsormidiaceae. The record is from the annotation of a GenBank genome assembly.
AAAGGUUUCUGUCUUCCAAUUUCACGUUCCAAUGUGCAUCAAAUUGCCAUCAAUGGUGGCACGUUCAAGACACAGCCACGCUCUAGCUAGAGAACAGGCGAGAGGCGUGCAAGCAUCCUUCAUAUUAAUCUUGGCCAAGAGGAAGGAAGAAGGGCGGUAAACUUCUCUAUUCUACUGGUAGUUGGACCAACGUUUCACAAUCAUAUGAGUUGCGCACCAGCUCAUCUUUCCAAGUGUCCAAAGGGAAAGCCUCCGCACAUGCAAUCUGGAAAAGAGAGGUUUAUCUUUAUCUAAGAGCGAGGCGACUGCGGGCAUCUCAAAUCUGACUCUAAACCUAGGCUAAAUCACCAUUGAGAAGGCUCCUUCUGUCGUAAGCGCUUGAGCCUGCUCCAGAGCUGCCCCCAGGACAGAUGCUUCUUGUGAUCUAGAAUGUGCCGGUGCAACCCCGUGCCCAACUGCAAAUAUGUAUUUCGCAUAUGGCUGGCCAAAGUUGCUUAGAGCAGUUGAUCACAGCACUCACAGGGAGCUGGUUGUGAGUGUCUGCACGGUGGGAGAGUACUUGGUGCUGGUGACGUCGACCGUGAUCCAAAUUUGGACGGCGGGGCAGCAUCGUGUGAAGAUUGGAGAGGUUGCGCGAGAGGCGGAGUCGCUGGAGCAGGAUGGGGCUAACGAGUGCGCUUCAUUCAAUGAGGCGGCCUCCACUCUAGCUGUGCUGACUGGCAACAACAGCCUCCUCUUCUAUGACGUCAUAACCACUGACAAGCGGCUCCCCCCGGAGUUGGGGGCUGACUCUCAGGCAGUCCCCCUGGUGUCCGUCAGGUUCAGGUCGCGGACGGCCAUCCCUCUGCAAGAUGAGGGCGCCGGCUGCACCGCACUUACUGGAGAUGAUGACCACCUCCUGGUUGGGAUCUCAAACGGAAGGCUGCAGCUGGUAUCGUGGAGGGGCCAGCUCCGGGGGAGCAGCGACCUCUGGGCUGGGGGUUCCGACAACGUCAGCGGCACCAGCUUUAUUCCUGAGGCCAACGCCUUUCCGAUCGCCCCUCAGUCCCCCGCCUACGAGACCCCUACUGCCAGCGCCGGCGGGGCCAACGGUCAUGCGCCUGAUAUUGGCAUCGCAGACCUGGAGUACUGCAGAGAGCUGAAGCUGCUCGUAGCGGUGCUUGCGGACGGGCGCGUCGUUCUCUGCUCAAGCGGGGGCCGGGGCCUGCGGCCAGUGAACGAGAUCGUUCCGGAACGAUGGGUCGGAGUCGCCGACGCGGUCUGCGCCGCCGUGGGUCCCCGCGCGGAGGUCCUCGCCGUCGGCUCGCAGCGCGCGACCGUCGAGCUCUUCGACCUCUCCCAGAACGCCGCGUACCUGCGCACCAUCGCGCUCUUCGACUGGGGCUACUCCGUCGAGGACACGGGCCCCGUUUCCUGCAUCCGGUGGACGCCCGACAACGCCGCGUUCGCGGUCGGGUGGUGCCAGCGCGGCCUGGCCGUGUGGUCCGUGUCCGGAUGCCGUUUAAUGUGCACGAUACGGCAGGGGAGUGUGAGCCACGCGUUGCCUCCGGUCUCGCCCGGGGGGUUCCCCCGGACGCCCUCGAAGAGGAGUGCGGAGCCCAUGGCGGGCGGGGUCGGGGGACUGGCCUGGGGGCAAUAUGGGUACCAGCUGGUGGCGGCGGAGGCAAAGUCGGCGAGCCGGCUGGUGCAGUUUCCGUUUGCGCGGAUGUGUGUCACGCGGCCGGUUGUGGGGAACGCGCAGGUGUUCCAGCUGAUGCAGGCGGAGGACCGCGUGCUCCUGGUACAAAGCGACGACGAGGAAGAGCUGAAGUUGCAGCACUUGGUGGUCCCGCGCAACUACCUCGCCGCCAAUUGGCCCGUCCUCCACGUGGCAGCCAACGAGGACGGCUCCUACCUGGCCAUCGCUGGCCGCCGUGGCCUCACUCUGUACAACAUUCGUGCAAAGAGGUGGCGCGUCUUCGGCGACAUCGCGCAGGAGAAGCAGGUGGCGUGCGUGGGGCUCCUCUGGCUGGGGCGCAUCGUGGUAGCCUGUUUACACCGCGAGGCGACCAAUUCCUUUGAGCUGUGUCUGUACCCGCGCUACCAUCUGGACGAGUCGAGCCUGCUGUGCCGGCUGCCGCUGCCGGACCGCCCCAUCGCAAUGGACACGUGGCAGGAUUACAUUUUGGUGGCGACGAUGCCGUUUGACAUCCGGGUAUUUCACAUCCACGUGGAUGGGGAGCUGUCGCCGCUCAGCACGCCGCCGGUCAGGGCCCGCACGGUGCGUGAGCUGUCCAUUAUGAGCGCUCGCAAGCCCCCCAUCGACAUGCGGUUCGUGCCCACGUCCGGCUUCCCCGAGCUGGACCAGGCCUCGUCCUCCGCUUCGGGGGGGUCCGCAGCCCCCUCGGGGCCCGCCCCCCUUGGGGGGGGGAUCCGGGACCAGGCCGCUGACGCCGUGCUACGUCAGCCGACCCGGUGCAUGCUAUUGCGGACCGACGGGGAGCUGAGCUUGCUGGACUUGGACCGAGGGAGCGAGCGCGCGCUCGUGGCGGGCGUGGAGCACUUUUGGCUGACGGGGGCGCGGGCGCGUGAGGAGGAGCUGCUGAUGGAGGAGGUGCCGUGGUGGGCGUACGGCCAUCGGGGAAUGCAGGUGUGGUACCCGUCCAGCCCCGCGGACACCAGCACCAGCAGCACGGACCUGGACCGCCUGGACCCCGAGCUCGACUUCGACCGCGAGGUGUACCCGCUCGGCGUGUCCCCCGCCGCGGGCGUCAUUGUCGGCAUCUCGCAGCGCCUCGCCCUCUCCGCGUGCUCGGACAUGCCCUGCUUCGAGCCCAUCCCACAGGCGCAACCCAUUUUGCCGUGCCUGCUGCGACACCUGCUACAGCGCGGCGCUCUCGAGGAGGCCGUCCAGCUGGCGCGCCUCUCCGCGAGCCGCCCCCACUUCUCCCACUCCCUCGAAUGGCUCCUCUUCACCGUCUUCGACGCCGAGAUGGCCCAGGCGUCCGCGCGCCGGAAAGCCGCGCUCAAGGCGCAGCAGGCGGGCCGGCCGGGGGGCAAGACGCCCCCCGGGAAACCCCCCCCACCGGAGGGCCGCCCGCCGGGCCAGUCGAUGCUCCAGCGUGCGUGCGACCUGAUCCGGCACUUCCCCGAGUUUCUGGACGUGGUUGUGAGCGUGGCGCGCAAGACGGACAGCCGGCACUGGGCGGAGCUGUUUGCGGCGGCGGGAAAGUCGACGGAGCUGUUCGAGGAGUGCCUAAAACGGAAGCAGUACCGGACUGCCACGUGUUACAUCCUGGUGGUCGAAAAGCUGGACGGGCCCACCAUGGGCCAGCGGAACGCACUACGGCUCCUACAGACGUGCCUGACGGUGUCGCUGUACGAGCUGGCGGGCGAGCUGGUUCGGUUCCUGCUGCGGUCGGGGCGCGACUACAGCGCGAGCGGGCGCGAGGACGAGAAGGACGACGGGAUCCUCAAGUCCUUCUUCCGCUUCGGCUUCACCAGCGCGUCCCCGCAGGUGCGCGCGGACGUGCUGCACGCGACGGUGAAGCACAUCUUGGGCGACCAUGCGGUGGCCCUGAUGCAGCGCAAGGAGCUGGCGGAGCUGGUGGCCUUCAUCAAGGGCACGCAGUUCGACUUCGUCGAGUUCCUGCAGUCGGAUCGCGCCCGCGCAGCCCGCGCAGAGGACUUCCCCUCCGCGCUUCGGAGCAUACGGAGCAAGGUCGGCGGGGACAACCCGAAGCUCCGGUCGGACGCCGAGUUCCUUUUGUACCAUAUGCGGACGGCCGGCUCGAGGGAAUGGACGCUCAUCUUCUCGACGGUGUUGCGACGGCAGGACGUCCUCUUAGAAGUCUUCCGAGCGGACACGAAGGUGUGGGGAGCAUACAGUCGGACAUUGCGAGCCCAGCCCAACGCGCAUCAGUACGAGGACUUUUUGAAAGAGCUGGAGAGGCAACUAGGAACGGCCGCCCCAAAUGGCACAACAAAUGGCCAGCCCCCGAAGAACGUUGAGAUUGAGCCGCAAUCUCCGAAGCUAGCGGCGGGAAAGCAAUAAGAACUUUUAAGGACGCGCGUGUCUUCUCUUGGACCAAAAAGCCCGCUAUUUGCUGCCCCAUGGUCAUGCGGAGGUUGAUUCUGUCCAGCGAGUUUGCAUAUCAC